Messenger RNA from Echinops telfairi (small Madagascar hedgehog), 666 nucleotides. RefSeq names its product telomere repeat binding bouquet formation protein 2 (gene TERB2). The coding region runs from base 1 to 666 and encodes 221 amino acids. Gene Ontology annotation, cellular component: nuclear inner membrane. The record is from RefSeq and is a predicted model, not a curated record. Gene Ontology annotation, biological process: homologous chromosome pairing at meiosis; meiotic attachment of telomere to nuclear envelope. The transcript has 7 exons. Lineage: Eukaryota; Metazoa; Chordata; Mammalia; Afrosoricida; Tenrecidae.
AUGUUCCGAGGGAGGCGGGGUUGGUUCUGUCGCAGCGUUAGCGCAGACCUGAGGGCGCUUUGGGUGGCCGAAGGGGGGACGAUCAGUGGCCCGCACGCCGCCGACUUUUUAUUCAGCUGUGACGCCUCUCACCCAGACACACUGAGAAUUUACCAGAGCCUUGAUUACAUAGAGGAUAAAGCUACCGUUUUUCAUGCCUACUAUCUCUCUGUAGUAGCUCAUGCUGACAUGAAAACCUCAGUGCCUUUAGGCCAUUUCAUCCUUCCUCCUGCCUGCCUGCAAAAAGAAAUAAGAAGAAAAAUUGGUAAAUUUAUUUGGGAACAAGACCAACAUUCCUCGGUAGAAAAGCAUAAUGAAGAAACAUCCAGUGAAAACGAGACACUUAAAGAAAACAGUGACGUAGUAAGAAAGCACAACAAAGAAUUAUCCAAAAGCACAGAAACUCGUUUUAAAAAGACUCCACUUGUAGAAAAGCAGAUGUACUUCCCUCUUCAGAAUUAUCCAGUGAACAACAUGGUAACAGGUUACAUAUCAAUUGAUGCCAUGAAGAAAUUCCUUGGGGAGCUACACGACUUUGUUCCUGGAAGCUCAGGAUAUUUAGCAUACCAUGUUCAAAAUGAAAUUAACAUGUCUUCCAUAAAAAACAAAUUGAAGAGAAAACACUAA